Molecule: messenger RNA, 1906 nt
Organism: Maylandia zebra (zebra mbuna)
Lineage: Eukaryota; Metazoa; Chordata; Actinopteri; Cichliformes; Cichlidae
Source: RefSeq, a predicted model, not a curated record
UUGUCACGCCCAUCCAGUUCAGCAGGUAACGCAGCCUGCAAGUUUCCCGUCACACCGGCGGACUGGUAAGGAGACGCGUGCGCAAGGUCGGAGACCUGGGAUGAACAAGUGACCCUCAAGAGUUCUUCAUCGUGUAUCCCGUGUCUCCCCGUCGAAACCAAGAUGAAGCUGGCGAUGGCGUUAGUUGGCCUGAGUGUUGUUGUGAUGGGUGUCUUGAUUUUCCAGGUCGUGCAUCAGGAAUUCCGCCUGAGUCACUUAAAAUUCCGCUUAGUGGAGAACUCGGCGCAGGUUACCAGGAAAGAGGAAGGCAUAGUCGAACUGAAAGCCAAAAUCUCCGAGCUGCAGAAAUCGCUGGACGACGUCAACACAAAGGUGGAACAACUGAAAAAGAAAAAGGCAGAAAUUGAAAAGUCAUCGGAGGACGCGGGUAAAAGUCUGGCGGCCUGUACCACGGAGAAGGAGAAGGCGGAGAAGACGAGGGAUAGUACAACUGGGGAAAUAGAUAAACUCAAAGACAAUCAUGAAGCGGCUAAAAGUAAAGCCCAGGAGAACAUUCAGAGCUUGAAAGAGGAGAUUUUUAAUAGAGAUAAAGCAGUCUGUGCCUUUCUUGAUACAACCAAGGACAAAGGACGGAAGUUGUGUGAAAAUCUUCAACAAUCACAGUGAAGUCACCUCAGAACUGUUCAACAAUGACUACCAACUUUUUCAGAAAAAUAUUUGUGCAUCCAAGUUUUGUAUCACCUCUAAGGUUAUUAUGGAAUAAUAACAAAAAAAGAAAAGAAAUUCUGUGCAUUCACUCAGAGAACAAGUAUACAGACAUGUGGAAUAGAGAAAUAGAAUUCAUUUCAUAUCAUAAGAAGGCAAUGAAGGUUGUAUUUGUAAUGUAUAAUGUGGGGAUCAUCCGACAAAAAUUCUAUGUGCUCAAAAUGUUGCGCCUAAUAUGAUGAUAUAACAAUAGAAAUAAGCAAUGUAAAUAAUAGAAAUAACUAUUUGGUUAGUUAUAGGGAAAGAUUAUGGUUUGGUUAAAGUGACCCUCAUAUCAACGUUUGCCACGUCUGUCUGAGCGUUCUGUGACAGUGUGUUCGAGCUGAAAUAACCCCUGCAGAAGCUGUUUAACUGCUAUGGUUGGGUACCUGAUGUGAAACACUGUAGUGUCUCCUUUUAUCAUAUUAUGUUUUACUAUUUUUUAGUUAUUCUUUCGAAUGUAAUAAAAAAUAGCAAAAGUUCACUUAUUAUUGUAACAAUGUACAACACUUUCAUUUUAGCUCAGGCAGUAAUGAAAAAGCGACCUUGCAGUUAUUUUGCACUGGUUUUAUGAUCGUGGAAACAAUAUUUUUGCUAAAAUAGUUCCUGUAAUUUCUUGUAGUAAAAUAAACCAGAUAGUUUUUUUAAAGGACACACGGACCCAGAUUUUAUUCAGUUUCUGUUUGGUUUUUAUAAAUUUGAUGUACUAUUAAUGCUUUGGGCCAUAAACAGCAGACCUUUAAGCAGUCUAGAAAAUAGAUGCAAUGUGUGUAAAAGUGUAAAAGCAUUGUAUAUAUCAGUUAAUACGACUCUGAAUAUAAAGGAAGCCAAAAUGAUAAAACAUUUUAGAUUUAAGAGGCAAAACCUAAAUUAUCACGUCUGUUCAAAUUAAUGCUCCUUUAACUCCCCCUAGUGCAGAACCUAGGUUAAGACAGAGCAUGUUACUGAUAUUGUGCUGAUACAACUGAGGAAACACUUUCUUACAGGGGAUCUUGUUUGGAGGAAACUAUUAAAAGUACAAUCUGAGUACACUGAACUUGUUACAAAACGUCUUGUAUGAAAUUAGAUUGCCAAAAGCAUUUAUUGUGGGUUUAAUGAGUGCUGUAUGGAUGUACAAUUACUAAAUAAAGCGUUUUGUGUUCCUAAAGUUCCUAUAAGUUAA